AUGAAGUUUGUGAUAUUAGCUUUACUUGCUUUGGCAUCUGGUCUUCAUGCCGCAAAAUUGGACUUAAAACCAUUAGGCUUUGUCCUUUUUGGAAAGCAUGGUGAAGGUACUACAGCCACUGUUGCAGCCGGCAAAUGUCCACUCGGAACUCUUCCCGACACUGUAUUCCUUCACAAGACCUUUGAAAAGGCAGGUCAUUUCUUCACAUGGGUUAGACCAGUACAUGGUAAGGUUGAUGAGGUAGCAUGUGGAUCACAUGCUGUUUGGAAGGCUGCCGCUGGUGAAGUACUUCUUGACUUGCACUUUGUAGGUAACAAGGAAUCUGAGAAGUUUGUCCACUUGGAACUUUUCCACCCAGCUGUAGGUUCACAUCACUUAUUCCUUAAAUUCGCCGCUGAUGGUACCGCCGCUGGUGUUCUUGGUAUGGCAGCCUUUGUAGUUGCUGCUCAUGGAUUAGUCGAAGGACUUCCUGCAUUUGAUGGUCUUCCUGCUCAUCCACUUGUCCAUGCUUUGGCUGCACAUGCUGCACAUGCUAAACAUGCUGGUGCUAGUGCCAAGGAUGGUCUUGGCGCUCAUGGCGCUGCCCUUGUUGCUGCCUAA
Messenger RNA from Theileria annulata, 600 nucleotides. RefSeq lists its product as uncharacterized. The record is from RefSeq and is a predicted model, not a curated record. The transcript has a single exon. The coding region runs from base 1 to 600 and encodes 199 amino acids. Lineage: Eukaryota; Apicomplexa; Aconoidasida; Piroplasmida; Theileriidae.